This is a messenger RNA of Schistosoma turkestanicum, 1066 nucleotides long. The record is from the annotation of a GenBank genome assembly. Lineage: Eukaryota; Metazoa; Platyhelminthes; Trematoda; Strigeidida; Schistosomatidae.
AGGCUCAAGAAUUUGUAGCGGAAGGUCAGGCUGCUUAACAGCUCAUGUUUGAGUCAGAAAUAAGAUGAGCUCUGGGGUUGAUACAACUAAACCGACAACGUUUAGUGCGAUUUUUAAGCACAUUUCACCACCAAGCACUGUAGAUAAUUGCCUUUAUUGUCACCUGACCCAUCCUAAAUUGAAGAACCUUGUCAUUACUCGUGGUGGAUUCAUCGAAAUAUAUAAUGUAAAAUCUAGUGCCUCUGGUGAAACUCGGUUUAACUGGGUGUAUGGAACAUCCGUCUACGAAAAUAUUGCGGACAUUGUCACUGUGCGCUUCACAGGAGAUCUUCUGGAUUCGCUACUUCUGAGUUUCCCAGAAGCUAAGGUUGCUGUGAUGAAUUUCAAUCCUGUCACAUUUGAACUGAGGACGUUAUCUCUACACAAUUAUGAAUUUGAAAACCUUAAGUCUGGUCGAAUGAACUUUACAAGACUUCCUAUUCUAAGGCUGGAUCCGCACCAACGUUGUGCCGUUAUGCUGGUGUACGAUCGUCAUCUUGCCGUUUUACCCUUUCGACGCACGGAAGUCCUAAUUUCUUCAGAAACGGAUCCAAAACAUAUCAGUGUCAGAAACUCACUUUUGUGGCAGCAGAGAGCGACAGCACCAUUAUUAGCCACUUUUACGACUUGUCUAAGUACUUCAACUGGAGAAAAGAUUAACAAUGUUCUUGACAUGCAAUUUCUUCAUGGAUUUUAUGAACCAACACUAUUGGUGCUAUAUGAACCGAUUGGUACAUGGGCAGGACGUGUUUCAGCUCGAAGAGACACUUGCUGCAUCGUAGCAUUAUCUUUCAACCUUCAAAAGCGUACAAAUCCGGUUAUAUGGUUCCAGGAAUUUUUACCAUUUGACUGUCGUUCAGUCAUCUCUGUACCUCAACCGAUAGGUGGAGUCGUCGUUAUGGCUGCAAAUUCCAUUCUGUAUUUGAAACAGACACUCCCGUCAUGUGGUCUUCCACUAAAUUGUUAUGCACAGAUAUCGACCAACUUUCCUAUGCGUAAGUUUUCUGUCUCUCGAUUAUCACAUUAA